GGCGUCUGAAUGGAGCACGUGGAUGUUUGAGUGUUUGUUGCGUGUUUCGGUUGCUGCUUCGAAAAUAUGGUGAACUAUCUCUUUCAUCUCCACAACGGGCAUGUGACCAGAAGUCCAAAGUUCUUCUAUGCCAGUGCAAAUAUUCAGUUGCCGACUUGAAGCAAACAUGGGAAACGAACAAUCAGCCCAGAAAAAACGACAAAAGGCAAAUCCUGAGAAAAAAGUCCACAAUGGAGAACUGAACGGGCACGCUGUACCAACUCCAGAUCAAACUGAACCUGUUGCUAAAAAAGAAGCCCCAGUAGAGCAAAAGAGUGAAGCUCCACCAGUGACUGUCAAAGAGGAACCAAAACCACCAGAAAAGGAGGAGGUUGACAACAGUAAAGCCAACAAACCUGCACACGUGGAAACAACACCUGAGAAAAAAAUCACAGUCACAACAGAGCCAGAGCCUCCCAAAAAAGCCAGCCCUAAGUCUAGUGGAGAUGAGGCACCCAACUUCUUUGGUAAAAUGUUCAAAAAGAAGCCUGAACCAGUAAAGCCUGCAUCAGAAAAGAAUGACACAGUGGACGCACCAGUGACAGUGCUGGAGCUGAAAAUCGAUGCACAGCCUGAUCCAGUGGACAUAAAGAUCAGCACAGAGCCUGAGCCGGAGCCCAAGGCUGAAGCCCUCGAACCCAGUCCUGUGCAAACCACAGAAGAAAACAACCUGUCAGAGGAGGCCAAAGCAGCAGAAAAGACAGUUAUGAACUUUUUCAAAACUUUUGCUUCCACCAAAACAAGCAAAGAAGCCAAAGCCGCCGAUGCUUCAAAGGAACAGUCACAGAAAGAAACCCCGCCAGCACCAUCAACAAAUGUACAGGAAGCACCGAAGGCUCCUCCUCCUCCUCCUCCCCCUGCACCUCCAAAGAUGGAGAGCAAAGCAGAGCCGGCGGUGAAGAAAGAGGAAACGUCUGCAAGUAAAGCAGCAGCUGCAGUCAAAGCAGAGCCUUCUGCCAAGAGCAAAACUAAAGACGGUGCAUUUAGCAAACUCUUCCGCUCAAAGGUGUUGCUAGGCAAGAUGGUGUCAAAAGUUCAGGCGGUGACAACCGGUGGAGGCCGAGCUCAGACAUCAGGAGCGCAGGUAGACUCAUCUAAGAGCAGCACUCUCGAGGCGGCCGCCAAACCCGAAGAACCUCCAGCGCCAAAACCAGAAGAGAAAAAGCUGGAGAAGAAGUCAACUUUCGGGAACAUGUUCAAACCCAAGGUACUGUUAGGUCAGGUGAGCUCUAGGAUCCAGGCAGUGGCGUCCAGCGCUCGUGUGUCCCUCAUGUCUGCUGGAGCGGCACCAGAAUCCAAGAAGGAGACUCCAGCUCCAGUGGCAGAAGCUGCUCCACUUGUAAAAGCCAAAGAAGAGCCCAAACCUGCCGCUCCACCUGCACCACAACCAGCCCAGGACAACAAAUCAGUCGCAAGCACAGACGCCUCCCCCAACAUGCCCCGAAAACUGGAGAAGAGGAACUCGCUGCAGCUCUUCUUCAAAAACCUGGGCCAAAAGCGCCAUUCUGAUGCCGGAGUGCAAACGGAGCCUGUGGCAGCCGAGAAGGCCAAAUAAAAACCCCGACUUUGUUUUUGAACGUACAUCUUUGCCAAUACCCUUGGCAAGCAUGCAAACAGAAACACACUUAAAUGUCAUGAGCAAAUGUUGGGCCCAAUUAAUUUCAGUUAUCUGACUCUAAAUCUGAAAAUUACGACAUGCAUUGAUGGAGAGAGAGCAAAAGUAAGUGUUCGGAUAUUUCCUGUUAGGCAAGUGCUACUUGUGUUUUUGAAUGGAGGGACUAACUUGUGGUGUUUUCCCACAAAGAAACAUGUCAGAGUUGUGUAAUGUGGCUUUUGAUGGGAAAGUGAAAGUGAAAAUGUAACUCUAGCUUAAAGAUACAAAUCUCUUCCUUAUUUUCUGUGCAUGUUAAAAUGUAAAAAUAUGUAAGUAAUGUCAACUAAUGCUAUACUUGCAUUGCACAAUAAACUGCCUUUUCACCUGUACAAUGCAUGUAGCAUGCUUGACGUGAAAAGUAUUUCUGUAAUCACACACCAUCUGAUUGUAAAAACUAUUACCCAUAAAUAGCUUUUUUCAAUCAAUGUGCUCUUUGAAACUCCACUGUAAGUGCUAAAGCCUGAAUUGCUCAUCAUAGAAACACCAUGUAUUACAACGUACUUCAAUGCAAAUGUUAUUUUCCUUUCUUGCCUUGUUUUCUAGUACUAACAAAAUGCUUAAAAUAUGAAAAAACAUUGCCAAUGAACAGGGUCAGCCUUUUAUUUUUACAUUGUAAAACCCAAUUAGUUAAGGUAACUCAAACCAUUUGAGGAAACCGAUUGCAACAAACCAUUUAAGUUUAAAAAUGAAUCCUAAUGAGUACUGUGAACUCAAUCCAUUUGAGCACAGUAAAACCCAAUAAAUGGAGAGAGCUCAAACCAAAGGAGUACUUUAAAACCCAAUGAGUUAAGGCAACUUAAACCGUUUGAGGAAACCGAUUGGUGCAAACUAUUUGAGUAAAAAAAAUCUAUUUUAAAAAAAUGUAAAAUGACUCCAUUUAAGCUGAAGUAAUGAGGUAUUUCAUUAACUCUUUACCUUCAUCCCUGAGUUCAAAACUCUUUUCUAAUGAGUACAAUUAACUUUCAUUCAAUUUUGAGUUAACUACAAUCUUUUCAUUUGAUAAAGUUGACUGUUGGGUUUUACAGUGAAGUAAAUAUCUUGUUUUCAGAAUGUUUGGUUAUUUAAACUGGAAUUUGUCCAUAUUUGCGACCCAGUUUUCAUCUUUUUAAAAAAAACUUCAUUUGCUUUUAUUUACACUUAUAAACAGCUAGCAAAUACUUUAUUAAUAUUAGCGUAAUACUUUUUUUUUGUUGUUGCUUGGCUGUCCUGACCAAGGGUGACUAAUAGAAAAUGAAGCUAUUUAAAUGUUCCAGGUGUUUUUCCCCCAUGAACACGUCACUUGCUAUUAGAACAAUAUAUAAAGUGUUUUACAAUUACGCAGUAUACAAUGUACAUCCAACUCUCUUCUACAGUCACGUACUGUACAGUUUCUUUUUCUAAUGUUCUCUAUAUUUAUAAAGAAUAGAUGGGCCUAAUUCAGAAUAUAUCUAUCAAUCUUAGACUUUCUGUAUGUCCUUUGUUGCAUCUUUGUUUAUUUAACCAAUUUAUACAAAUAAAAAUAAUUUCCCUCCUCUU
This is a messenger RNA of Danio rerio (zebrafish), 3208 nucleotides long. NCBI's taxonomy places the organism in Eukaryota, Metazoa, Chordata, Actinopteri, Cypriniformes, Danionidae. The record is from RefSeq and is a predicted model, not a curated record.